Molecule: messenger RNA, 2367 nt
Organism: Parnassius mnemosyne (clouded apollo)
Lineage: Eukaryota; Metazoa; Arthropoda; Insecta; Lepidoptera; Papilionidae
Source: the annotation of a GenBank genome assembly
AUGUUGGUGUUGCUGAUGCUUGUUUUGGCGGCAGCCAUCAGCGCUGAGUGUCCACGUCAUUGUGAGUGCAAAUGGCGUAGCGGAAAAGAAUCAGCGCUCUGUGCGCGCGCUGGACUCACUGCUGUGCCUCCACGUCUUGACCCUACGACCCAGUUGCUUGACCUAUCAGAAAAUCGCCUACCAAUACUUCGCGAUGACGCUUUCGCGGCAGCAGGCCUACUGAAUCUACAACGUCUAUAUUUACCUGCCUGUAAUGUACGAACAAUACGCCAGUUUGCUUUCAGGGCUCUCGUAAACUUAGUUGAACUUGACCUUUCACGUAACCGCCUAGAUACAUUGCCAUCACACACUUUUAGUUCCAUACCAGAGCUUCGGGAGCUAAGGCUGACAGGAAAUCCUAUUACAAAAAUUAAGGACGACGCUUUUAUUGCUAUUCCACAUCUUGUAAGAUUAACACUUAGUGCGUGUAAAAUAUCAGAAAUAGAACCACGUGGUUUCAUUGGAUUAGAAGCAUCCUUGGAAUAUCUUGACCUAAGUAGAAAUAAACUUCAAGUUCUUCAUGCAGCUGUUUUGGCUCCGCUGAGAUCACUAAAAGGACUAGAACUUGCCGGCAAUCCAUGGGAGUGUACAUGCGCUAUAAGGCCGAUGCGUGAUUGGAUGAUAAGAAGGAAUGUUCCAGCUACUGUGGUACCCGAAUGCGCUUUACCAACCCGUUUAAUGUCGCAAUCAUGGGAUCGACUUGAUAUCGAAGAUUUUGCAUGUGUACCUGAAGUUAGCGGGACUUCUACCAAUUUUAAAGGUACAGAGGGUGAGGAAGUGACCAUGAUUUGUCGAGUUACAGGAGUACCAGCACCAAGAGUUCGUUGGUUUCGAGCUGGUCGAUUACUUGCCAAUAGUACUGCAACAAAUGUCAAUUCUGCAAGAGCUUUUAUAUUACGAAGUGAAGGACAGACCAGUAAUUUGACAAUAAAGACAGCAGAUAUGCAAGAUGCAGGCUUUUAUAUAUGUAGUGCAGAAAAUCGAGCUGGAAAAGCAGAAGUGAUUUUAAAUUUAACAAUAGAGAAAAAAUCUCAAGCAAAAGGGUUCGGUGGUCGUGCUCUUAUGGCGGGUAUGGCUGUGUCAGCAGUUAUAGUAUUAAGCUCUUGCUUAAUAGGACUAUGCGCAUAUGAAACUCGUAAGAAAAGACAACUGGAUAGGUGGAAUGAACAAAUAGUGUCUACAAAUCAUCAUGAUAACAAUUAUGAAAAAAUUGAGUCUAGUCUUAAGAGCGUUGCUGAAUUACCUAGAGCUAUAUCUUCUGAAAAUAGUAGUCGUAAAAGAGGGGACUAUCGAAACGUUCCUUCACACGAUCCAGAAGAAGACUUUGAAGGAUAUGGUCAAGGAAGGCGUGAGGAUAGAGACUCUUCCCUCACUCCAACUUUAGAGAGAAAUUGGCGCAGACCUAAAAUUGAUACAUCAAGAAGAACUAAUGGAAAUACAGAACAGGAUUUGCAUAUACCACGAAUGAGCAAUUAUAACAUAAGAACUGAUGGUACUGAAUCUAUGCCGAGCUCUACCUCGACGGGAAUUUUAAGUGGUCACGUAGAGAUUAUGUCGGAAAGCAAUCGUUUUAACAACAACUCACGAACUUGUGUACGCUCACGACCUCGUGAACGUUUAGAUAAUGAUCUUUCUGGAAGUGACAGUGAAAAAAAUUAUCCAGAUCUUAUAGAAAUGAGCGCUCUUGGAACUCCUAGUUACUUGCGAAAUGAAAUAAAACAAGAUCCCUACUAUUUUUACACAAUUCCGCGUAGGAAAGAUGGCGAUAGCCGAAGUCCAUUGUUAAAUAGUCGAAGAAAUAGUUCUGGUGGAGAUUCUAUAAACUUUAACGAUAAGCAUUAUGAUAAAUCCUGUCAAAGAGUAGCUGGACGUCGAUCAAGUAGUUUUUUAGAUCUGUCGACCGGCGGCAAUCGGAUACGCCGUAAUCCUAGCCUUCCGGCAUCUCCAUCGAGAGAGCAAUCCGCCCUUCCGUCCGCCACCCCAUUAUUAGACCUUUCGGGAUUACGAGAUUAUUCUCGUGCUGGUCAGAGAUUGGAGGAUUUUGACUUUCGAGCUUCUCAAUUAGAGAAAUUCCUUGAAGAAUAUAGGUGUUUAAGAGAGCAACUCUCAAAAAUGAAAGAGACUAGGGAGAACUUACAAAGAACUAGAGCAGCAGAAAAUGAAGAAUUAAGAACGGUUUUGAGAGGAAAGCCUAGUAUAGCUGUUACAGAAACUUCGUCUUCAGUGGCGCUCGCUGAUGCCGCAUCACCGUUGGCGUUGAGUCCGCCAGAAUAUAAAUCACAACAGCCAAGACCGGACUGGCUCACAAGUUUAUUAUAUCAUAAUUAG